Molecule: messenger RNA, 117 nt
Organism: Trifolium medium
Lineage: Eukaryota; Viridiplantae; Streptophyta; Magnoliopsida; Fabales; Fabaceae
Source: the annotation of a GenBank genome assembly
AUGGAGCAACCACCUGAGUUUAUUGCUCAGGGGGAGUCUGGUCUUGUUUGCAAGUUACAAAAAUCCUUGUAUGGUCUGAAACAAUCACCUCGAGCUUGGUUUGGAAAAUUUAGCAAG